AUGCCUGAAUUAAACAAGCAUAUUCGAGAAAGAAGACGACCUCAGGAAUAUAUAAGCACCGAUAAUUCUGAAAAUAAUGAAAUGUUUGGUUUAGACAACCAGAUUAGAGAACAUCAGGAAAAUUUAGAUGGAAAUGAUGAAAUAAAAAUAAGAAAUUUGAAAAAGAUCUUGGAUAAUAUCGUAACAUACCGUCGCGUUGCCAACAUAUUGGAGACAAGUCCAGCAUUUAAAUCACACUCUCAUAUAUCCGAGGAAUUACGAUAUUUUUCUGAUAGAUUAUUGGACGCGAGUUUAAAUUUAAACAACUUAUACUAUAAAGGGAUACGUUUAUUUACAACGUUCGACGAAGUAAUUAUUACAAUGAUGAAUCGAAUUCUUUUGGAUUCAUCUUUUAAGAGAGAUGAUAAAAAAUAUUUAUAUGAUAAGAUAACCUACUUAAAAAUCGAAUUUCAAAAUUUUCAACCAUUAUUUAAACCGACAAACUCUUCCAUGAAUUUGGUAGAACGCCAUAGGAAUAAACUUGAAGCUUCCCUUUUUAAUGGAUUAAGAGAUGCGGAAAAGUUCGUUUUAAAAAAUGAUUUUGGAUAUCCGUCGGUAAAUGUACUUGAUUCAAUCAAUGGCAGGGAAGAUGUUCGAUCUGUUAAGAAGGUUUUAUCUCAUUUAAAUGAUACUGCCUUUUACUUGUAUAAGCUGAAACAAAUGUUGAUGAUUUACGAAGAAUAUUUGUUUGAGGUUUCGAUUAAGCUCUCUAGCAUUGGUAUAGACAGAGACGGUAUAUUUGAACCUUCUAGACAAGAUUUAAAAUAUCUUCAAAAUUCUGUCGAACAUUUAAAAUCAGCUCAUUAUAAUUUUAUUCGAAAAUUUUUCCAUUUUUUUUAA
Messenger RNA from Funneliformis mosseae, 879 nucleotides. Lineage: Eukaryota; Fungi; Glomeromycota; Glomeromycetes; Glomerales; Glomeraceae. The record is from the annotation of a GenBank genome assembly.